Messenger RNA from Aegilops tauschii subsp. strangulata, 1224 nucleotides. Its product is annotated as TIP41-like protein. Gene Ontology annotation, cellular component: cytosol. NCBI's taxonomy places the organism in Eukaryota, Viridiplantae, Streptophyta, Magnoliopsida, Poales, Poaceae. Gene Ontology annotation, biological process: TOR signaling. The record is from RefSeq and is a predicted model, not a curated record.
GUGAUGCUAACGGCAAUGUGCUCUGUUCUUAGAGCACAGAGUGGGUCCGUAUUGACUAGCGACCGAACCAGAGCAAGAGACCGGGACGGGACGCAGCGGAAGAUGGCUGCGGCGGCGGCGUGGGACGGCCCGACGGCGGGCGAGCUGAAAGCGGCCGGCGCGGAGGCGAUUCCGGGCGGCGUGCGGGUGAAGGGCUGGGUCAUCCAGACUCACAAGGGGCCCAUCCUCAACUCCGCAUCUGUGAGCCUAUAUGAAGAUAAACUUCAGACGACACAUUUACCUGAGAUGGUGUUUGGAGAGAGUUUUGUGUCUAUUCAGAAUGCUCAAACUGGUGUCAAAUUACAUUUCAAUGCGCUUGAUGCUCUCAAGGCAUGGAAACAAGAGGCAUUGCCACCUGUUCAAGUUCCUGCUGCAGCAAAAUGGAAAUUCAGAAGUAAUCCUGCUGAUCAAGUGGUACUUGACUAUGACUAUACAUUCACGACACCAUACUGUGGGAGUGAUGUGGUUCUGAACCAAGACGCUACGCAAACAAGUUUAGAUGAAUGUAGCAAUUUGUGUUGGGAGGACACUGAUGACAGGAUAGACCUUGUUGCCCUUUCUGCAAAAGAACCAAUUCUUUUCUACGAUGAGGUUAUCUUGUAUGAAGAUGAGCUAGCUGAUAGUGGUAUUUCAUUCCUUACAGCGCGAGUGAGGGUGAUGCCAACCGGUUGGUUUCUGCUCUUGCGCUUUUGGCUUAGGGUUGAUGGUGCGCUAAUGAGAUUGAGGGAUACCCGUUUACAUUGUUCUUUUGGAAGUAAGGAAGCGAAGCCGGUUGUACUGCGUGAACUCUGCUGGAGGGAAGCAACAUUUGCUGCCAUGUCUGCGGAAGGGUAUCCUUCUGAUUCCGCGGCAUACGCAGACCCGAAUCUUGUCGCCCGUAAGCUGCCCGUCGUGAUGCAGAAGACCCAGAAGCUGAAGAUACCCAGUUAACCUGCCAAGGCACCUCUACGGUGUGUUCGGCACAUCCAUGACUGUUCGACAGUGGUCACAACUCUGUUUGCAUUUGUUGUAGAUGUGAGCUACCCGUUGCUUUACCCAUUUAUCUUGAAGCCCUUGCGACUGACUGACAAGUAAUGGUAGGCCAUUGUAGCCUGGGCUUGUGAACUUGACAGAUAAGAAGGACGCAGUCUGGGCAAUCCUCAUUCAUGACUGAAUAAGAUGUUUACAGGCUUCAGUUCGUUUUUC